Meyerozyma guilliermondii ATCC 6260 is the source of this 1722-nucleotide messenger RNA. RefSeq names its product MDR family MFS transporter. Bases 1 to 1722 code for a protein of 573 amino acids. Gene Ontology annotation, biological process: transmembrane transport. Gene Ontology annotation, cellular component: membrane. The record is from RefSeq and is a predicted model, not a curated record. Lineage: Eukaryota; Fungi; Ascomycota; Pichiomycetes; Serinales; Debaryomycetaceae. Gene Ontology annotation, molecular function: transmembrane transporter activity. The transcript has a single exon.
AUGUCCUCCGAAGACUCAGAAAAAAAAGUUUUUGUCGAAGCAGAUGCCGGAGAUGGAACAAACAGAGAAGAACAUCAUCUUCAUGGUACCCAGCUUAUGAUGUGUAUUCUUUCUGUUUUCUUGUGCUUGUUUUUGUUUGCAUUGGACCAGACCAUUGUUGCCACGAUUUUAACUACGGUAGGUAACAAAUUCGACGGUUUUGAUCGAAUUGGAUGGUUGUCGUCUGGGUUCUUGUUGUCUACCGCCGUCCUAGUUCCUUCCUGGGGAAAAGUAGCCAUGGUUUUCGGACGUAAGAUAACCAUGUAUGCUGCGAUUUUGAUCUUUGAGGCUGGUUCGUUGAUGUGCGCUCUUUCCAACAAUAUGAAUACCUUGAUUGGAGGUAGAGUAUUGGCUGGUGUAGGAGGAGGAGGUGUCCAAUCUCUAUCUUUUGUGAUUACUUCUGAGGUUGUUCCUAUAGAGAGAAGACCUUUUGCUAUGGCGGCCAUGGGGUGCACUUUUGCUGUGGCUAGUGUAUUGGGUCCACUUGUGGGUGGUGCUUUCACAGACAAUGUUUCAUGGAGAUGGUGUUUCUACAUCAAUUUGCCGAUAGGUGCUGUUGCUGCAAUUGCACUAUUUUUUUCGUUUAAACCACCAAAAACCAAAGGAAGCAUAAGGGAAAAACUCAAGUUGAUCGACUACUGGGGUACAUUUCUUUUCACCUCCGGCUUGGUGGUUCUUCUUCUAGCCAUCACUUUUGGUUCUGGUAAUGAAUACGCUUGGAACUCAGCAGCAAUCAUCGUUUGCUUCAUUUUGGGUACUCUAGCUCUUAUCGUGUGGUGUAUCUACAAUUUCAGAUUCUCCAAGAACCCACUUCUUCCAUGGGAAGCAGUGAGAAUUAUCCAGGUUAGUGCUCCAGCACUCACACUUUUUUGCACAUAUGGUUCAUUUAUGAGUGGAAUCUUGUACAUUUCCAUAUACUUCCAGGUGAUCCAUGGAGCCAAUGCUUGGAGAUCAGGUGUGGAUUUGUUACCGUUUAUCAUUGCCCUGGUUGUCAGUUCUGUCUCACUGGGAAUUGUUAUUGCCAAAUCGAGGUUCGUCAAGCCAUUUGUGGUGGUUGCUGGCUCUUUUGGUCCUUUGGGCUACGGAUUGCUUACCCUUUUGAAAGUUGAUUCCAGCACCUCGAGUAAAAUUGGACUUUUGAUUUUGCCUGGUGUUUGCACUGGUAUUCAAACCCAAGCUUCAAUUAUUGCCCUGCAAGUGUCGGCUCCAAAGUCUCCAGGAGGAAUGAUUUACGCUACAACUUAUAUCAACUUUGCUCGUGCUACUGGAGGAGCACUUGCGUCUGCUUUGUCCACUACCGUCUACUCGUCGGCACUCAAAAAUGCUCUUCUGAGUCACUUGAAAAAUGCUCUGAAUGACAUCCAACAACAGUUGUCCCUGGUACCAACCGACACUCUUGUCAACUCCACAGAACUCAUCAAGACCCUUUCGCCUGAAGCUCGAGCCUUUGUAAAGGAUCAAGUUAUGUGGGCCAUUGAAAGAGUAUUCUACAUGACUGUUGGAUUUGCAUCGUUGGGGUUCAUUGCAUGUUUGUUUGCGACCAACCAUAGACUACCAAAAAAGAGUAUGGGAGCUUCUGCUGCUGAGACGAAGGAAGAAGAGCAGGAAGGUUUGACCAAUUGCGAUUCACAACCAACUCCAGUGGAUAGGGAAAAUGUCAAAAAUGUCGAGUCCAGUGGAUAA